GAUUUAUAUGAUGUAUUGUUUCAACCACAAAUUGCCCAAACUAAUAGGUAAACCAUCAAAACUUUCGUCCUUUUCUCCUCCUAUAAAAUGACAUAUUUACCCCUACUGACUCAACCGACCGACAACCCUCAGUGGCUCUCACCUACCUGUAAAGUCUCGGCUACCGGGCUGGAAACACCUUCCCAAAUUAUUAUGAAAUGAGGAAGAUGCUCCCUUAACCCUAGACUCCCAUCUCCUGUAUCCAUGAAUCAAUUCAUUAUAUAGCUUAUCCAUCUCUUCACCUUGUCUUGGAACCUCCCUUCAUCAGUCAACCCCUUGAGUAGCCUCACACCAUGGAAGCAACUGAUGAUCUACAAACUCCCCACCUUAUCCUUCUACCCAGUCCAGGUAUUGGCCACUUAAUCCCUCUUGUAGAGCUAGCCAAAAGACUCAUCCUCCACAACUUCUCCAUCACCUUCACUAUCCCAACCGAUGGUAACCCUUCUAAAGCUCAACAAGAUCUCCUUGAUUCCCUACCCAAACCCAUCAACUACAUCUAUCUCUCCCCUGUUGAUCUCACUGACUUACCCAACGAUGUCACCAUCGAAACUCGCAUCAGCCUCACAGCGACUCGUUCCCUUCCUUCUCUCCGUGAAACCUUGAAGGCCUUCUCUGCAACUCAUCGAGUUGUUGCCUUAGUCGUUGAUGGCUUCAGUACUGAUGCUUUUGAUGUAGCUAAGGAAUUCAAUAUUUCCCCUUACCUGUUCUUCUCAUCUGCAGCUAUACUUCUUUCUUUGAUUCUCUAUCUUCCAAAGCUCGAUGAGAUGUACACUGGAGAGUAUAGAGACAUGCCCGAGUCGCUGAAAUUACCCGGGUGUGUGCCGAUUCCUGGAACUGAUUUGGUGGAUCCGAUGCAAGACAGGAGCAAUGAUGGUUACAAGUUCUUUCUCCACCACUCCAAACGUUUUAGGAUGGCUGAGGGUAUUUUGAUAAAUACCUUCAUGGGCUUGGAAGUGGGGGCUCUUAAGGCUUUGAAGGAUGGAUCAGACCCAACCAUUCCACCGGUUUACCCAGUUGGACCGCUCAUUCAGAUGGGAUCGAAGGUCGGGGUUGAUGAUCAAGUGGAGUGCCUGCGAUGGUUGGAUGAUCAGCCGACCGGUUCGGUUCUAUUUGUAUCGUUUGGGAGUGGUGGGACCCUUUCACUAGAGCAGCAAAAUGAAUUGGCCUUAGGAUUGGAGUUGAGUGAGCAAAAAUUUUUAUGGGUCAUGAAGAGUCCAACUCAAACCACUGCAAAUGCUUCCUAUUUCAAUGCCCAGACCAUACAAGACCCAUUUGCUUUCUUGCCUGAAGGGUUCUUGGAGAGGACCAAAGGGAGGGGACUAGUUGUACCCUCAUGGGCUCCUCAAAUACAAGUUCUUAGCCAUGGCUCGACCGGAGGGUUCAUUACCCAUUGUGGGUGGAAUUCGACCCUAGAGAGCGUGGUGCAUGGUGUGCCAUUGAUUGCAUGGCCUCUUUAUGCAGAACAGAAGAUGAAUGCAAAGAUAUUGGUGGAGGAUUUGAAAAUUGCACUGAGACCUAGAUCAGAGGAAAAUGGAGCAGUGGGGCGAGCCGAAAUUGCGACCACAGUGAAAUGCCUCAUGGAAGGAGAGGAAGGAAAGAAAAUUCGAAACCGGAUGAGUGUCCUCAAGGCUGCAGCAGAAAAGGUUCUCUAUGAGGAUGGAAACACACCAAACUCACUAUCAGAGGUGGCACAAAAGUGGAAGUGAUGUUGCCAUUUGAUCUAGAAUCUAGUUUCUCUUCACCCAUGAUGAAAAGAGAAUCUCUUCAUCCACCCAUCUAUCCCUUUGGUUCCACUAAAUAAGGUAUUUCAAAUCAUGAAUAAUAAGAGUGGGAGUUAAAGAUGAACCCUAAGUCCUAUCAGUGUCAUCUUCUCUGUUUAUCAUGUAUUAUAAAAUACUUCUUAAACUUGCAAAAAAGAAAGAAGAUAAUGGUGAGGAUUGUAAUUUUCUUUUCUUUUUUCAAAUUAUUAUAUAAUUUUUUUCUUGGCUCUA
Messenger RNA from Macadamia integrifolia, 2030 nucleotides. RefSeq names its product hydroquinone glucosyltransferase-like. The record is from RefSeq and is a predicted model, not a curated record. The coding region runs from base 333 to 1745 and encodes 470 amino acids. Gene Ontology annotation, molecular function: UDP-glycosyltransferase activity. The transcript has a single exon. NCBI's taxonomy places the organism in Eukaryota, Viridiplantae, Streptophyta, Magnoliopsida, Proteales, Proteaceae.